UAGACAGGUCUAAAAGAGUAUACCCGUUACUAAAACGGCAGAGCUCAAAAAAAAACGAAAUAUAUUCCACCAGUUAUAUUAUUUAUAAUCAUUCUUUUAAUGGAUAAAGCACUGACUUUUAUGUCGUUUGCCGGAACUGAAAAUAUUUCAAAUUUUUCCGAAUUUCCUAAUCAAUAUGAUCAAAUUCCGGCUGCUGAUUUGGUCGAAUCUUUUGACUGGUCUUCUACUUCACUAGGUCCUAUGGAUGAAUGGGAAAAUACCCUCAAAUCCACUGUGAAAUUGUGUAUGCAUUCGGUUUUUCCGAUAGCGAUUUAUUAUGGCCCAGAUUUGGUUAACAUAUAUAACCAAAUGUGGAUACCAAUACUAAAAAUGAAACAUCCUCAAGCAUUGGGCCAGCCAUUUAAAGAAGUAUGGGCCGAAAUCUAUGAUGAUCUUGAACCAUUAUUUAAUGAAGUGUUAAGCACUGGAAAAGGAAAAUUUGAAUAUGAUAGAUUCUUCUUCUUGUUAAGAGAUGGUUAUCUUGAAGAAACAUAUUUUUCAUUCACGUUUAGUCCUAUUUUUAAAGAUGAUGGAUCAGUGGGUGGUAUUUUCAAUGCCAGUCAAGAAACUACACAAAGAGUUUUGUCAAAUAGAAGAGUUAAAACUCUUUCUGAAUUAGGCAAAAGAACUCCCGGAGCCAAAUCUCUUGAAAACGCAUGUCACUUAGUAACUCGAACUUUACAUGAAAAAAAUAAAGAUAUACCAUAUGCCCUCAUUUACCUUAUAGAAAAUUCUACCGUAAAAUCCACAUUACAACCACGAGAAGCUCAUUUAAUAGCUUCAACGUUUGAUGAAGAUUUAGAUUAUGUAAAAUGUGAAGAUGGAGUUGAUGAAAUAUCAUUUGUACCAAAUAAAUCAAGAAGAGUUUUACCCGAUUAUCUAUUAGAAACUAAAGAGAUAAUUGAUUUAAUGGUUGUUCCUGAUGAGAUUAAUGAAUUGAUAAAUGAUGAUUCAAAAUUUGAACUAUCAGCUAGAACCGGAGAAAAUUUUGUUGCAAGUAAAGAUUUCUUGACAAGUUGGCCUAUACAUUAUGUAGCAAUGACAGGUUCACAUAUCACCAUAACCUUGAAAAAUGGUUCAAGCGCCGUGUUAUAUCCAGUGACGACAUCAUCAGGCGGCAAAAGUGUUUUAACUGCUGUCAUUAUUCUUGGGAUCAACCCUCAUAGGGCUCUAGAUAAAGAGUAUAUGGAAUUCUUGCAGCUAAUAGUAGGUCAAGUAUGUAUAAGUUUAACACAUGGUAAAUCUAGAGAAGAAGAACGUAAACAAGCUGAAAUUUUAGCAGAUUUGAAUCGACAAAAGAUCAUGUUUUUCCAGAAUAUUUCACACGAGUUACGCACCCCUAUUACGCUUAUGUUAUCUCCACUUGAUGAAGUAAUUUCAGAGUGCUCAAAUGACUCACCUAUGCAUCCACAUUUAAAUAUGAUUCAACGAAAUACGAGACGGUUACUCAAAUUAGUUAAUACUUUACUACAGUUUUCCCGAAUUGAAGCUGGUAGAAUGGAAGCAAUUUACUAUGAAGUUAAUAUAGGACUUUUAACAUUAGAAUUAGCAUCUAAUUUUGAAAGUAUGGCUAAAUCACUUAACUUGGAAUAUCGAAUUGAGAUACCUGAGAAUUUUGAUAAAAUGUUGGAAAAAAAAGUUUUUGUCGAUUUAGACAUGUACGAAAAGAUCAUAUUUAAUUUGUGUUCAAAUGCAUUUAAACACACAUGGACCGGUAAUGUUACUGUAAAACUUUCUGUCAAAUGGGUAGAAAAUAAAGAAGUUAUUGUAUUGGAAGUUUCUGAUACAGGUGUGGGAAUUCCGAAGGAAGAAAUCCCAAAACUCUUCCAAAGAUUUUAUCGAAUAGAAUCACGCCAAUCUCGUAGUCACGAAGGAACUGGGAUAGGAUUGGCAUUAAUACAUGAACUUAUUACGCGUCAUGGAGGUGGCAUUAAAUGUGAUUCAGAAUUAGCAAAAGGUACAACAUUCACGAUUUGGAUUCCAACUGGGCACGAACACUUACCUCCGGGAAGGCUUCUCUUCCAAAAGGAUAUGAAAGAAGGAAAAGGAUACUUGGGUCAAGAAAAUAAACUCUUUGAUAAUAAACAAUUAUAUCUUGAAGAAGGUUUACAAUGGAUUCAAAAUAACGAACCGGAUUCUAAUGAAGAUGCAGAGAGUCCUAUUGAUAAAAUGAAUGUUGAUGAAGUUGAAGAAAUAGAUCAUAAAGGAUUUUUCACAGGAGAUUUAGAAAGAAGUUAUCCUAUUGAAGAUGAUCCUAUUCCAUUAAGUGGUACAAAACAUGUUGUAUUAUUGGCUGAUGAUAAUACUGACAUGAGAAAUUAUCUUUCCGGAUUGUUGAAGAAAGAAUUUAUUGUUCAUUGUGCGUGUGACGGACGCGAAGCUCUCAAAAAAUUGAAGAAAUUAAAAAAUCCUCCCGAUCUGAUUCUUAGCGAUAUUAUGAUGCCCAAUAUGAAUGGCUUUGAGUUAUUGAAAAGUAUUAGGAGUGAUAUUUCAACUCAAUUAAUCCCUGUAAUCCUUUUAUCCGCUAAGGCUGGCGAAGAGGCUAGCAUUGAAGGUUUGGAUAAAGGAGCUGACGAUUAUUUAACAAAACCAUUUAGUGCACGAGAACUUAUAGCCAGAGUUCGUGUAAACAUUAAACUUUCUUAUUUGCGUCGUCAACUUUUUCUGCAACAGCGUCAGCAGGCCGAAACAAAACAGCUCUUAUUUUCAAUUUCUAAUAAAAUCCAUUCAGGAUUUAAUUUGCAGAAAACACUCUCGACAGCUGCUGAGGAAAUACAUAGAACAUUAUCAGCUGAUAGAUUAUUUAUAACGGCCAAUGAUCAAUUUGAAAAUGGCGAUGGUAUAAUUGAAGCAUUUUCAGCUAAAGACAAAAGUGAAAAGAAUAUAAAAGGGCAAUGUUUUAAAUUUAAUUCAGAACAAAUUAGAUUGCACAGUGAUCCAGUAAUUGUGGAAAAAUUAAUUAAGGAAUUAGAAGAAAGAAGAUUAUUAGAUGAAGAAAAUGACAUUCAUAAUAUAAUUGAUAAUGCUAAUAAAGCUAUAGCUAUUAUGACAAAUGAACAGAAUCAAUUUUUUGAUAAAACUUUGAAAGAUCAAAAAGAUAUUACAAAUGAGAUUGGAAUUUCAACUUCAACAUCGUCUGAAUUAUCUAAAAAUUCUAAAAAUCAAUCCGAGUCAUCUAACCUAUCUGACAAAGAAGAUUUGGAUACUGCGGAAAUUGCAAAUUUUUAUUCAAUUAAUGUACAAAAAUAUGUAUCGUUAUUAGCUGUAGCAAUUAAAGUUAACCAAUCAACUUGGGGAUGGUUAAUAGUACAUAGACCACCAAAUAGUGUUUGGUUAGAUAGUGAAAAAGAAUUUUUACAACAGAUAUCAAAUCAAAUAAGUUUAGCUAUUACUCAUGCCAAAUUGUUGGAAGAUAAAUUGAGAAGGGAAGCACAAAUUGAAGCUGCUAGAGCUGCAAACGAAGCUAAGAGUCAAAUCUUGGCUAAUACCAGUCAUGAAUUAAGGACGCCAUUAGGAGCCAUCAUAGGUGUAUUAUCCGCAUUUGAAGAUACAGCAUUGACAGAUGAUCAAAAGGAUAUGAUUCAAAUAAUGACACGUGCAUCUGAUGUCGUUCUCGCUGUGGUUAAUGAUAUUCUUGACGCUGCAAAAUUGGAAGCACAAAAAAUAAAAUUAGUUAAUCGAACUUUCGACCUAUUCGAUUUGGUAGAAAAAACAAUCGAGAUAUUUGGUGAAAAGGCUGGUAAUAAACAAAUUGAGUUGAUUUUGGACUGCGAACCGAAUAGUUUACCUAAAGAUGUGAGAUCUGAUCCCGAAAGGCUCCAACAAAUAUUGAUGAAUCUGUUAUCUAAUUCGAUAAAGUUCACUGAAAACGGAAAAAUUGUACUUAAAAUUUCAAUGAUUCCAUACGAAGAAACUGAAAUGACAUCUGUAGUUCAAGGACAAGAAGCCGGAAAAAAAGCCAAAUUAUAUGUUGAACUAUGUGAUACUGGUAUUGGAAUCGAUCCAGCAUUUAUAAAAGAUAUUUUCAAAAGUUUUUCACAAGGUGAUGCGUCAAUGACACGAAGACAAGAUGGUACGGGACUCGGUUUGUCCAUAUGUAAACAUUUAGUAGACAUUAAUGGAGGAGAGAUAGACGUAGUUAGUGAACUCAAAAAAGGAAGUCGAUUCUGGUUCACAUGGAAUGUCGACAUUCCAGCAACUUCAAUUUCAUUGGAUUCGUUAAACGAUUCGUUAAACGAACAGACGGGUUUAGUAUUGCCAUCGGCUGAACAAUACAAAAGAGUUCUUAUUAUAGAUUCAGUUGAAGCUGCAAGAAAUUCUUUAGUGAAAUUGUUCAAAGAUAGUGUAGAUAAAGUUGAUGCCUUCAAUAGUUGCGAGGAAGGAGUUAAUGCAGUGAGUCAAAUGGUUGAAAAACAUAAUGAACCACCAUAUGAUGUAGUUUUCUUUAACGUAUAUAAAGAAAAUGCAGAGUUAGUUAAGAAUUCUGCAUUGCAAUUAAGAUCAAUCUGUGGACAGGAUCUAUCUAUAGCUUUAUUGGUAUUUUGGAGCGCUAACGGAAGAGCCUUAGGGAAAGAUCUUAUUUAUCAAAUAGGAGGGCAUACGGCUGCAUUAUGUAAGCCUAUUAUGCAUAAGAGAUUACUGGACUGUUUGCGUAAUAAUGAUAUAUUUAAACAAAGUGAUAUUACUUCCCCGUCAAAACACGAUAGAGGAGAAUAUAGUUAUGUCAAAUCUUUAGCCGAUAUUCGCGUGGAAAAGUAUUAUCAUCAAAAUAGGUCUCUGGAUACAAGUAUUACAAAUAGAAAUGAAAAUGAUUCAAUGAUCAUUGGAAAUAAUCAAGAAAAUGAUCAAUCUACUGACCCUAUGGUUAUUGAUGAAGAUAGUACUGUUAAAAAGGAGAUAAAAUCACAAGUUUCUGACACGACUUCAUCUAGUUCGACUCAAACCGGAGAAAAUAUGGUUAUUGGUGUUAAAAGAAAUGUGACUGAUAAUAAUCCACGUGCUCAGAAAUCUCGAUCAAGGAAAAUAACUAAAUCAAAAUGUAUCUUAUGUGUGGAAGAUAAUCCAAUAAAUUUACGAGUUAUUCAGCAUCAAUUAGCAAAACUUGGAUAUCCUACUUUAUCGGCCACAAAUGGGCAAGAGGCUGUUAAUGUAAUUGAAGCAGAAAUAGCAAAUAGUACUCCAAAUGAUGAAUCUCCAAGAAUUUCUUUAAUUUUAAUGGAUUGUGCUAUGCCGGAAAUGUCAGGUUUUGAUGCAUCUAAAGCUAUUAGAUUAUUUCAAUCUCCAUUGUCAAAGAUACCAAUAAUAGCAUUGACAGCUUCGGCAGUACAAGGGACUCGUGAUAGAUGCUUAGAAAGUGGGAUGAAUGAUUAUCUUACUAAGCCACUUAAGAUUGGUCAAUUGAAAGAGAUGCUAGAAAAGUGGCUUGGAGAAGAGUAAUAAUUAAAUCCCGCCAGUCAUUUAUCAUAUGGCUUCUAUGGAUUAUUUUAUUUACAAGAUGUAUAUUUUCUAAUAUACAGCCUAUGUAUUAUAUUUAUAAUUUAAUUAAGUUAAAUUUAUAGAAUUUGUAAAAUAUUUAACACUUGAUUUAUUUUCUCUUGGUUAUUAAUGGAGCGGAAGAGGUUCUUUAUCUUUUUUUACAUUGUAAAAUUUGUAAAUUUUUAAUAUUUAAUAUAUCCAUUUUUUUUCAAAAAAUCAACACAAAAAAAAAAAAAAAUUUACGCGAACUUUGGCUAAUAUUUAUUUUUUUUUGGCUAAAAUAACGCGUCUUAAUAAGGUAACGUUUAUGAGAGCUAAAAGGAAUUCCAUAAAAUCAACAUAAUAUAUAAUUUUUUUCCGAAUGUAAUGUUUUUACUUUUUUUUUAAAAAA
Messenger RNA from Rhizophagus irregularis DAOM 181602=DAOM 197198, 5905 nucleotides. RefSeq lists its product as uncharacterized. The record is from RefSeq and is a predicted model, not a curated record. Gene Ontology annotation, biological process: phosphorelay signal transduction system; protein autophosphorylation. NCBI's taxonomy places the organism in Eukaryota, Fungi, Glomeromycota, Glomeromycetes, Glomerales, Glomeraceae. Gene Ontology annotation, molecular function: histidine phosphotransfer kinase activity; phosphorelay sensor kinase activity; protein binding. Gene Ontology annotation, cellular component: plasma membrane.